CGGAGCGCGUGUCACCCGAAGGCCGAAGAUGUCCGUUUUCUCAGCGACGAUGUUUAUAAAAGGAAGUCUUUAAAAAAAAAAAAACGACGCAGUGGGGUGAGGGUCUUAAUUGAAGAGGAAAUACGCCGGAGGAAAGUUGACUACCAUCACAUGCUGAAUUGACGGUUUCCUGAUGCGGUUGUACAGCUGCGAGGAGACACUCUAUCCAGUGCUGAAGAGGCCAACCUCGCCUUAAUCACCUCCACGUCUUGAACACAAGAUACGGCCACACACCUCUGUACGUUAUGUUAUCGCUAUUCGUGUUCGUCUACUUGGCAUGGACCGUAUUGCUGGUGGGGUCUGCCAUAUGGCUUUUCAAGAGGGUCGCCCAUAAGAGCUGCACGUCACGCAAGACGAUGGUUGGGAAGACAGUGAUCAUCACCGGAGGAAAUGCAGGCAUCGGCAAAGAAACGGCCAUCGAACUGGCGUCCCGCGGUGCCAGAGUGAUAUUAGCGUGUCGAAGUCGAUCACGGGGUCAGGAAGCCAGGGACGAAAUCAAGCGGCUCACGGGCGGUGACGUCGUCCUCAAGUCCUUGGACCUAUGCAGCCUGGCCUCCGUCAGAGCUUUCGCCGAGGACGUCUUAGCGACAGAGUCGAGGCUCGAUGUCCUCAUCAACAAUGCUGGAAUUGGAAGCUUUGCUGUUGCAGGUCAAGCCAAGAUCGUCACCACUGUCGAUGGAUUUGAAGAAACUUUCCAAGCCAAUUACUUGGGGCACUUUUUAUUAACAAACCUACUCUUAGACAUGCUGAAGAAGUCCGCCCCCAGCAGAAUCAUCUUCGUGAGUUCCAUAAUGCACUACCUGGGCUCCAAUCGGCGCAUACUGAGCGGUUACUCGGACGUCAAGUGUGGCCACGUCUUCGGAUCUUUCCUCUACGGCGACACAAAGCUUGCUGCUAUACAAUUCGCCAAGGAACUUUCUCAAAGGCUCAAAGGCACAGGUGUCACAGCUAAUGUCCUACACCCGGGUUACGUGCAAACAAAUAUCCUCUUCAAGGGAAGCAACAUCGUCAACAUGCUGCUCAUGUGUGGUUCUUACAUCUGGGCUAAGACUCCAUCAGAGGGUGCCCAAACGACACUGCACCUGGCUCUAUCAGACGAAGUUGCCAACGUCAGCGGGAAAUACUUUUCGGAGUGUAGCCAAGCAUGGACGAGUUUCGAGUCAUUCGACAGGGAAGCCAGGAAAAAGAUAUGGGAAAUGAGUUGCAGGAUGACGAGCCUACCGACCAAUCUACAUGAAGCCACUUCGUCGUCAGCUACGCCUCGGUGACCAGUGGAAGGGAUGCCGAAUAAAAAACAAUAUUUAAAAGAUA
Molecule: messenger RNA, 1350 nt
Organism: Ornithodoros turicata
Lineage: Eukaryota; Metazoa; Arthropoda; Arachnida; Ixodida; Argasidae
Product: retinol dehydrogenase 12-like
Exons: 7
Coding region: 285-1307 (340 amino acids)
Source: RefSeq, a predicted model, not a curated record